Molecule: messenger RNA, 3648 nt
Organism: Adelges cooleyi (spruce gall adelgid)
Lineage: Eukaryota; Metazoa; Arthropoda; Insecta; Hemiptera; Adelgidae
Gene: S1P
Product: membrane-bound transcription factor site-1 protease
Exons: 16
Coding region: 526-3573 (1015 amino acids)
Biological process (GO): proteolysis
Cellular component (GO): Golgi apparatus
Molecular function (GO): serine-type endopeptidase activity
Source: RefSeq, a predicted model, not a curated record
CUGCCGCCGCCGUCGUUCGUGUCGCCGGUCCUUAUCUUCUCGGCGCCCCAAAAGUUCCAUCCCCAUUGCCGCCGACUUCACCGCUCACUCCCGCCUCGUCCCCGGUUGUUUUUCCCCCGGACGCACGGGUCGUCACUCCACUCGCACCCCACGCGCCGCCGUUUCACGGGUGGGCGCCGCUGUGGCCCGUAGUGCUUCCCAUUUGACAAACUCGAGCUUAUUGAUCGGUCGGCCCGUGCGAUUAUUAUACGCGUUCCCGCUCCCCCCCGUGUGUGAGUGUGUUGUACGGGCCUCUCACCCGCUUUUAAUUCCAUUACGCCCGGCUCAGUCUUCCUCAAACGCUCUGCUGGCACGGACUCGUGUCGUCGUACGUCGAGCCGCACCGUCGUUGCCCACAAAACACUGCUACCCUCAGCACUUUGUUGGUGCGAAGAAGGAAGCAGUAAAUAACUACGACCAACAACAAUAAUAAAAAUAAUAACAAUUUUUUUCCCCUCGGAGUCUGUCUCCUCUCAGAAAUGCAUAAUGUCAGUAGUGGUGUAUACGCUAUACCUCUUAGCGUUAUUUGUGCGGAUUGGAUGCGCAGAGCCAACGUACAAUGCUCACAUAAUAGAUCAAGAGUAUAUAAUUACGUUUAAUGGUUAUUAUUUAAACAAGACAAGGCAUAAUUACAUAUCGGCAGCGCUUUCAUCGGCUGAUGUUGAUAAGUGGAGAAUCAUAGAUAGGAAAAAUGCUGCGAGUCAAUAUCCUAGUGAUUUUGAUGUUUUAUUUAUAGACCAGUGGUAUUCCUUAAAAGCAGUAGACGCAUUAACUGGUCACCCAAUGAUCAAAAAAGUAUCGCCCCAAAGAGUAGUACAAAGAAGUUUAAAUUAUUAUAAUAAUGAUACAAAAAAUGAAAUACCUUUACGGAGGAGAAGCCUUGGUCAAGACAUCAAAUUAUGGCAAAAGUUAAAUAAACGGCACAAAACGAGACAUUUACUCCGCGCCGUGCCCAAGCAAAUAACUAAAGUUCUUAAAGCUGAUAUAUUAUGGCGCUUAGGCAUAACAGGUAAAGGAGUGAAAGUGGCUAUUUUUGAUACCGGUUUAAGUAUAUCUCAUCCACAUUUUAAAAGAGUGGCUGAAAGAACCGAUUGGACCGGCGAUGGCAAUCUAGACGAUGGUCUCGGCCAUGGAACAUUUGUGGCAGGACUCGUGGCUUCAAAUAGUGAAUGUUUGGGUUUUGCUCCUGACGCUGAUUUACAUAUCUUUAGAGUGUUCACUAAUAAUCAAGUUUCAUAUACAUCGUGGUUUUUAGAUGCAUUUAAUUAUGCUAUUAUGAGAAAAAUUCAUGUACUCAAUUUGAGUAUCGGCGGACCAGAUUUUAUGGACCAGCCGUUUGUUGACAAAGUUUGGGAACUAACCGCCAAUGGUGUAAUCAUGAUAUCAGCCAUUGGUAACGAUGGACCUUUAUAUGGCACUUUAAACAAUCCAGCAGAUCAAAUGGACGUUAUCGGAGUAGGAGGAAUUAGUUUUGAAGACCAUAUUGCAAAAUUUUCCUCUCGUGGAAUGACUACUUGGGAAUUGCCUCAGGGUUAUGGCCGUUUAAAACCCGAUAUAGUUACCUAUGGUACAGAUGUUUAUGGAUCUAGUGUUAGUGGAGGUUGCCGAACACUGUCCGGUACCAGUGUUGCUUCACCUGUUGUAGCUGGAGCCGUGACACUUUUAGCUAGUGGUGUAUUGGCCCAAGGUAAAAAUAUAAAUCCAGCCAGCAUGAAACAAGCUUUGCUGGCCAGUUCCCAGAGGCUCCCCGGAAUCAACAUGUUUGAGCAAGGACACGGCAAAUUAGAUCUUUUAAAAGCAUUUAAGAUUUUAUCUAGCUACAAACCACAAGUCAGUUUCAGUCCUAGUUAUAUAGAUUUGACCGAGUGCCAGUACAUGUGGCCUUAUUGCACACAACCCUUGUAUUAUACUGGAAUGCCGAUAGUUGUAAACGUUACAAUACUGAACGGUUUGGCAGUAUUCGGCAGUGUUGUUGAAACUCCAAUAUGGCAUCCAUAUGUACCGGACAAUGGUCAUUAUUUGGACGUAACAAUUCGUUACUCUCAAACCUUAUGGCCUUGGUCGGGUUGGUUGGCUGUUGCUGUAACGGUAUCAAAUACAGCUCCAGACAACUGGAGUGGUACUGCUGCAGGUCACAUUGAGCUCACUGUUGAAUCUCCAACUGCAGGAGCUAAUUGUACAGUGAAAUUACCUUUACGAGCAGCUGUAAUACCUACACCGCCCAGUAUAAGAAGAAUCCUUUGGGAUCAAUACCAUAAUUUGAGAUAUCCUCCAGGGUAUUUUCCUGGAGAUAAUCUAAACAUAAAGAAUGAUCCGUUGGAUUGGAAUGCAGAUCAUAUUCAUACAAAUUUCAAAGGUCUUUAUCAGCACCUCCGAAGCUCUGGUUACUAUUUAGAAGUUUUAGGUGAACCGUAUACUUGUUUUGAUGCAUCAAAUUAUGGAGCUUUGUUAGUGGUAGAUCCUGAAGAAGAAUUUUUUACAGAAGAAAUCGCCAAAAUCAAAAACGAUGUUGCCAAUUACAAUUUGUCAGUAAUAGUUUUUGCCGAUUGGUAUAAUGUUUCUGUUAUGAAAAAAAUCAAGUUUUUUGACGAGAAUACAAAACAAUGGUGGAUGCCCGUAACAGGUGGGGCAAAUAUUCCAGCACUCAAUGAUUUACUAGACCCCUUUGGUAUAUCGUUCGGCCCUAACGUCUACAACGGAGAGUUCGAUAUGGGCGAUAGAAAAAUUCAUUAUUCUUCUGGUUCUCAUUUAACGACAUUUCCAAGCAAAGGCAUUGUAAUAGCAAAAACUUUAAAGAAUCAAGGCGAAGAAUUUUUGGACGGCGAUAAGUCUAAACAAGAAGUCAAGGUACCAAUUUUAGGUUUAUAUAAAACAACAGGACAUAUUAUUGUUUAUGGUGACUCAAACUGUCUUGAUAAUAGUCAUAUGGAAAUAGAUUGUUAUUGGAUGUUGGAUGCUUUUAUGGAGUACAUCUCCACUGAUAAAUUAGCACACAUUUUUCUUGAAGAUAACAUUCAAAUUUCUAGCAAUGAAUCGAUGUAUGCAAAACCGGAACGCUUAGAAAACAAUGGAUUACACAAGCAUUCUAAAGUGAUUAAUAAAACUCAUACAGGAAUUAUCAAGUUACCCCUUCCUUCUUGUAUUGUAAUUGAACCUGCCAAAACUCUGAAUUUAAAUAUAUCUGCAAAUAGUGAUGAUUACAAACCGCAAAAAUUAAAAAGCGAUAUUACUAAUGAAGAAGACGAAAUGGAAUGGUUGCAAUCGCUUUUACGGAAUUCAAAAAUAGUGCCUGAAGAAGUAGAAGAAUUCAAUGGAUUAUUUGGUGGAAUUUUUUUUCCAUUAACAAUACUAGCUACGGUUUUGUCGGUCGUAGCUAUUUUCGUAAUAUGGAAAUAUUAUUGCUGGCGAGCCAAGGCCAAACAAGGUCUCAUAUCUCUUAGCAAAAAGAAAACAGUCGGCGGUAUUAAGAAAAGUUUUACGUACCUCCUAAAACAUAACAGCAGACUUCAAUCUACUAGUGGAUAUAAUUUGUGAUUACUAAGCUAUGAAUUACAAUCUUACAUUUAAUGUUUUAUGUACAAUUGGUUGAUAAUUUUUAAAAUAAUGUCU